UGUGGCCUCCACUUUCUCCUCUGUCGCUCAGCAGAGGGAGGAGUAGACGCACAAAAAUGCAGCUUUCACAACAGCCUCCUCCGGGUCUCCAGCUAAACAGGAUUUUCCUCAUCUUAAUGAACUGAACGGCGAGUUUCGGUUCCUUCACUCUCCGCGUUUUCGUCUUCUGUCUGGAGGAGCAGAUGUGAGGAGUAUUUUCGGCACUAAACAUGGAGCCUUUGUGAUAGGAUGAGAAGUCCAGUGCCUCGAUUCAGGGACGUUGAGAGGCAGGCUGGCAGCCUGCCGCCCAUGCAGUGUGUCCCUCCCUGUCAUGACCGACAGAACACCAUGUGGUUCGUCCGUGAUGCCUGUGGCAUCGUCUGCGCGGUCAUCACAUGGCUGCUCGUUUUCUUUGCGGAGUUCGUGGUGUUGUUUGUUAUGCUGCUUCCUUCCAAGAACCUCACCUACAGCCUGGUGAAUGGCACCAUCUUCAACAGCUUGGCGUUUCUUGCCUUGGCGUCCCAUUUCAGAGCCAUGUGCACAGACCCAGGGGCUGUACCAAAAGGAAAUGCCACAAAAGAGUACAUAGAGAGCCUGCAGCUGAAACCAGGUCAGGUGGUCUACAAAUGUCCCAAAUGCUGCAGCAUCAAGCCUGACAGAGCCCACCACUGCAGUGUCUGCAAGCGGUGCAUCCGGAAGAUGGACCACCACUGUCCUUGGGUCAACAACUGUGUUGGUGAAAAUAAUCAGAAGUACUUUGUGCUCUUCACGAUGUACAUUGCACUCAUCUCUCUGCAUGCCUUGGUCAUGGUGGUCUUUCAUUUUUUGUAUUGCUUUGAAGAUGACUGGACAAAAUGCAGUACCUUCUCACCUCCAGCAACAGUCAUCCUCCUCAUCCUCCUGUGCUUUGAGGGCCUCCUCUUUCUCAUCUUCACCUCUGUGAUGUUUGGCACCCAAGUCCAUUCCAUCUGUACAGAUGAGACGGGUAUUGAGCGGCUAAAGGGAGAAGAUCCAACAUGGGAAAGGACUCCAUGCUGGGAAGCCAUGAAGUUAGCAUUUGGUGGUCCUCUCUCUUUGGCCUGGUUUAGCCCCUUUUCUGACCUUUCAUGCAGGACGAAUGGCUCAACCAACAUCCCUGCACCUCCCCAGGGUGAAAUCAUAGAGGAAGACAUCAUCGAGAUCCCCUUACAACACUAAAACCAUGCUGACCAAAGUCCACUAUGCACUGAACUCUCAGAAUGGUAGGAGAUAGUAUGGACUCCUACAGAUUGCCUGUUCUUGACAUAUAGAAUUUUAUUUUGAUUAUAACCUCAAGGGAGAGAGAAGAAGAGCUUUUAUCUUUGCCAGUUUUCUUGACUGACGGUAUAUUGGCCAUUUGUGGAGGCUCUGGGGCACUUUUAGGGAGACAUUAUGAUAGGUUCUGACCGUUGUCCAGUCCGCUGCUCAUGGUGUCCCCAUAACUGACGUUUUUGAGUUAAAUUAACUCAACUGGUAAUCAUCUAACUGGACUCAAUUUCUCAAGUAUAACUGGUUACCCAUGAAGACCUUUAUGCAAUAAGAACAAAUUAGUAUGGUGUCUCAAGUUCUUUGUAAUAUUUGGCUCAUAGAACUUGGUUACUCUAAACUUUAUGUACUGUAUUUAAUUGUUCCAAUUCCUUAUUAAGUGCCUUAAAGUAUCUUUUCAACCAAAAAUACCAAUAUUUCUCAAGUAUGGACCUAGUUUAACUAAAUCAAUAAGUGGGUAUUUUUGCUAGUUCGUGGAUCCCUAGAUGUUGGACCUUUGUUAUAUAGAGAGAAAUAAAACAUGAACACAGUCCCUUUUCUUUAUUAUAAUACAUACAGCUUUGGUAAUUUUACUAAAGUAAAUUUCAAGAAUUAAAGGAUGAGGACAAGUUUGGAAAAAUGAAAAUGGCCUCCAGCUGUACUCUGCAUGUCUAAUUAAAAGUGUUUAAGUAAAUCACUGAAUGACAGUAUAGAUUAAUAUAACUAGGCUUGAACAUUCCUACUUGAGGCAAUGCAUUAAGUGACCUAUUUUGGGUCCAUCUCACUUUACAUGGGAUGGCAUUCCUUUCUUUUAGAGUCUAUACAAUAUAUCUAUGAAAGUCUUGAUGUAACUGUGUUUUCUUAUGAAGGCCUGAAUUUUUAAAUUGUUAUUGUAGUGUUUUUAUAUAAAAUAACCACUUAAUGUGAAUAAAAGGGAAGCACACUUUAAUAAAAAGGGAACAUUUAC
Colossoma macropomum (tambaqui) is the source of this 2209-nucleotide messenger RNA. It is a transcript of the gene zdhhc3a, whose product is annotated as zinc finger DHHC-type palmitoyltransferase 3a. Gene Ontology annotation, molecular function: protein-cysteine S-palmitoyltransferase activity. The transcript has 7 exons. Lineage: Eukaryota; Metazoa; Chordata; Actinopteri; Characiformes; Serrasalmidae. Gene Ontology annotation, cellular component: endoplasmic reticulum; Golgi apparatus. The coding region runs from base 229 to 1176 and encodes 315 amino acids. The record is from RefSeq and is a predicted model, not a curated record. Gene Ontology annotation, biological process: peptidyl-L-cysteine S-palmitoylation; protein targeting to membrane.